CGGGGAAGCUGGUUCCCAAAGAGGAGGCCAAGGGGAUCCACUGGAUGACGUGGACAGGCGUCAUCGGGCCAGAGGUGAACGCCAUCUGGCCCAAAUACUCCAACGUCACCAACGUGAACUCGGUGGACGCCAACUACAGCAGCGCCGUGCUGGUGACGGGAGACGACCUCGGCCUCGUCAAACUCUUCAGGUUCCCCUGCCUCAAGAAAGGAGCCAAAUUUAAGAAGUACAUCGGCCAUUCGGCCCACGUCACCAACGUCCGCUGGUCCAACGACCUGCAGUGGGUCAUCAGCACCGGCGGCGCCGACCACGCCGUCUUCCAGUGGAGGUUCCUGCCCGAAGGCGUCAUGAACGGCGUCCUGGAGCCGCUCCUCCAAGAGGGUUACGCCGACUCAAACAGCGGCGAGUCGGACUCGGACGUGUCGGACGUCCCGGAGCUCGACUCGGACAUCGAACAGGAAGCUCAGACCAGCUACGAGCGUCAGGUGUAUAAGGAGGACCUGCCUCAGCUGAGGAAGAAGCUGAUUGGUUCCCUGAAGCGUCAGAAAGCUCCGGAGGAGGGGCUUCGUCUGCAGUUUGUUCACGGGUAUCGGGGCUUCGACUGUCGGAACAACCUGUUCUACAGUCAGACGGGGGAGGUGGUGUACCACGUGGCCGCCGUCAUCGUCGUCUACAACCGUCUGCAGCACAGUCAGAGAUUCUACCUCGGCCACGACGACGACAUCCUCAGCCUCGCCGUCCACCCGCUCAAAGACUACGUGGCCUCCGCGCAGGUGGGCAGAGACCCGGCCGUCCACGUCUGGGACAUUCAGACUCUGAAGUGUCUGUCCCUGCUGAAGGGACACCACAGCAGAGGGGUGUGUGCUCUGGAGUUCACAG
Molecule: messenger RNA, 879 nt
Organism: Plectropomus leopardus (leopard coralgrouper)
Lineage: Eukaryota; Metazoa; Chordata; Actinopteri; Perciformes; Serranidae
Source: RefSeq, a predicted model, not a curated record